Molecule: messenger RNA, 3104 nt
Organism: Scophthalmus maximus (turbot)
Lineage: Eukaryota; Metazoa; Chordata; Actinopteri; Pleuronectiformes; Scophthalmidae
Product: chromobox protein homolog 2-like
Exons: 5
Coding region: 176-1822 (548 amino acids)
Biological process (GO): negative regulation of transcription by RNA polymerase II
Cellular component (GO): PRC1 complex; heterochromatin
Source: RefSeq, a predicted model, not a curated record
GUGUGUGUGUGUGUCCCUGUGUGUGUGUCUCUGUGUGUUUGUGUGUGUGUGUCUCUGUGUGUUUGUGUGUGUGUGUGUGUCUGUGUGUGUGUGUGUGUGAGAGAGACUGGGGGAGGUACGGCAGCCGCGUGAGGUCAAACGCGCGUCGCGGCCCGUGCGGAGGGGCUCUGCAGUAAUGGAGGGGGUCACAGUCGGACAGGUAUUUGAUGCGGAGUGCAUCCUCAGCAAGCGGCCGCGGAAGGGGAAGUUUGAGUAUCUGGUGAAGUGGAGGGGCUGGUCGUCCAAACACAACAGUUGGGAGCCGGAGGAGAACAUUCUGGACCCGAGGUUACUCGCUGCGUUUCACAAAAGGGAACAAGAGCGGGAGCUGCUGUUCCAGAAGAAAGGAAAGAGGCCGAGAGGUCGACCACGGAAGAUCCAGCCUGCUCCGACCGAGACGAACGACGGCCGCUCCUCGUCCUCCUCGUCCUCCGGCCUCUCGUCGUCCGCCUCCUCUUCCUCAGAAGAUGAAGAGCACUCGAAGAAGGCGAAGCCCGGCCCGCGAAUCGACCCCGUCCCCCAGAAGAGGCCCCAGAUCCUGCUCGCCACUCCCGACCCCCCCCUCAAGAAGAAGCGAGGGAGGAAGCCCCUGCACCCAGACCUGAGAGCGUUAAGACAGAUGAAGAGCCGACCUCCUCCUCCUUCUCCUCCUCCUCCUCCUUCUCCUCCUCCUCCGCCUCCUCGCCACCACCAGGCACUCAGACCAUCCCGAGAGGAGCCUCGGCCCGGCGCGAAGAAGCCCCUGCAGCCGGCCAGCUUCACCUACACCGGGCUGAGCCGGAGUUUCAGAGACCAGGCUGGCUCCGCCUCCCACACCUCCACCAGCUCCUCCUUCUCCCAUACAGCCACCUCCAAACUCGGAACACUCGGCUGUGUCUGGUCCAACCGCUCACUGUCGUCCUCCGCUCCGUCCUCCUCCCACAACAGAACCGGUCCGUCACCGCAAACCAAGAACUCCGAGAAGCGCUCCGUGUCCGAGUCGGGCGGCCGGGGCGACGGCUUCAAAUCGUCUUCACUGAAACAAAGUGGCGGUUCGGCGUCGAUGAGUCUGCACGGCGGCUUCGGCGGCGGUCAGUCGGCGGUGGCGCAGCGCCCCCCGCUGGGCCACAGGAGGUCGGAGGCUGCCGGGGGCCACGGCGGGUCGGUUCAACACAAGCAGCAGAACUCGGGCCUUUCCAAGCCGCCAUCAUUGUCCUCGUCAACUCCUCGAGACCGAGCCAAUCAGGCGCUGAGCCUCCGAGCCCUAAACCUGCAGAGCGUCAGCAAGCCGCCACACACUUCCGGUUUCCAGGGUAACAACACAGGCAGCGCUGCAGCGUCGAUGGCGAGUCUGAGGAGCGGCGGCGGCGGCAUCAUCGUCGUAGAGACGCGAACAUCAGCUGGAGGGCAGCGCUCCGGUCUGCCUGCAGGCGGCGCUGCAGAGCACAGGGGGAAGGAGAUGAUGACAGGAGGCAGCCGAGGGAGCGGCGGCGGCGGGAGACCGGAGGAGAGGAAACACGGGCUGAACUCUCAGAACCGGAGCUUGAACGAGCUCAGCACUGGAGACUCGGACGAGAGCAGCAGCAGCAGCAGCGAAUCGGAACACGACGCCUCCCUGUAUCCCAGCAACAGCCGGCCCAGCCUCGGCAACAACGCCACCGAGUCGGACACGGAGACGGACUGGCGGCCGACACGCGGCCUGCUGGAGCACGUGUUCGUCACCGACGUCACGGCCAACUUCGUCACGGUGACGGUGAAGGAGUCGCCGACCAGCGAUGGAUUCUUCAACCCACGGAACCACUGACGGACGACGACGCGCGAUGACGUUGGAGACGACAUCAUCCUGAGGUCAAAGGUUGAACCUGUUCACUCAUCAGUCAGUCGACGAAGCUCGAGAGAAUCAGAACGCGUCCGUCCUCCGCCGGCCAUUUUCAUUUCUUCACUGAUCAAAACACGGGAUUCAAUAAAUCACAAGUGUCUGGCAUCUGAUCGAUCGAUUGACGUGUCAAAUAUUUUUAUAGUCGUUUAAAGUAAAUCUCUGGCACAUGGUAAACUCAACAUCUGGAGUUUUUACAUUUAUGUGGAACAAACGAUAAACUGAUCAACGAUCGGUCGAUUGAUUGACGAUGAUGAUGAAGAACGAUUUGACUUCAGUCGCCAGAAUCCAACGUAAAGUUUUAAAGAAUGACGUUCGUCAAACUAACUGAUGCUGAUUGGCUGAUAAACUUCUCUCAUGGUCUUUAUCAGCUGAUGGUGUCGUCGGGGUCGUGACCCCUGCUGUGAUGAAAACCAUCGGAGGGUUAAAGUCAAUCCAAGAUCAUUUUGUCACGUUGUCGUGAGGUUCGAAGGGCGCGUCCUGUGUGGGCGGGGCUUAAAUCUGCUGGACGUAAGACACCACCUCUCUCUCUUUCUCUCUGAGGACCAUUUGACUUUGUUUCCCUUGACCUUCUGACCUUCUGACCUCCUGACCUCGAUCAGAUCCAACAUCCGUCUUUUCGUUCUUGGACCAAAGUGUUUCUUUUUUUAAUGUGACCUGUCGUGUAUGUGAUUUCCUGCUCUCGACAGUGUCCCUGAACUACGCACAGUGUGACGGAGACACUUGAAUUAUGUGUUAAUUUAUAUUGUACAUAUGUUUUUUUCAUAUGAUUAUUAUUAUUAUCUAUCUGGUGCUGAUAUGGACCAUAACUUCAGAUGAAAGAUGUUUCAAAUAAAACAUAAGAACUGAAUGUCUGCGCUUCUGUCAGACCUCCGAGUCAGAGGUCACGACCUCCACGCUAAAUGACAAAUUCUCUUUUAUUAUGUUUUAAUCAAGAAUCGAUCGAUCCGACUGAACUCUUCAUACAAACAGAUAAGAGUUAUUUUCAGAACAGGAAUGCGUGUUUAUAUCGGCUCAUGAUUAUAAUGAUCACAAGUAUUAAAACAGUUUCGUGAGUUAUUAAAAAUAACUUGAUACGUUUACAUUUUUGAACCCGACGACAAACAGCAGAUAAAAUAAUCAGUAAACAACGUUCAAUCAAUAAGACGCAUGAAUAAAUCUGUUUCUGUCAACGGUUAUGAUUUAUGAUAAAUAAAUGAUGAUAAAUGAU